Entrophospora candida is the source of this 1794-nucleotide messenger RNA. The record is from the annotation of a GenBank genome assembly. Lineage: Eukaryota; Fungi; Glomeromycota; Glomeromycetes; Entrophosporales; Entrophosporaceae.
AUGAAGGGAAUGGCCAAAGUAUCGAAAUCUCUUAAGCCACUAGAGUUUCGUCGCUCUGUAACAAAAGAAAAAAUUUCCACGCCAGUUGCUAUUCCAAACAAAGAAUCAGUACCAUCCAUUUUACCGCCCAAAAAAGUUAUUAAAGCAUUAUAUGAUUACGAAGCACAAGCACCCCAUGAACUUUCUUUUUCAAAAGGAGAUUUCUUUCAUGUUAUUGGAAAUGAGAAUGAUCCUAAUUGGUACGAAGCAUGUAAUCCAGCUACAAACGUACAAGGGUUUGCACCAGUUUCAUAUUUUCAAAUAUUAGAGAAAAGUAAUCGGAUGAGUGAAGAUAAAGGUUCAACCGCAAUAAUACAAGAUAUUAAUAAGCCUGGGACAAAACCACAACCAUUAUACGGUAUUGUUUUAUAUGAUUUUUUUGCUGAAAGACCAGAUGAAUUAGAUGCUAAAGCUGGUGAACCAAUUAUUGUAAUUGCACAAUCAAAUCAUGAAUGGUUUGUUGCAAAACCUAUCGGUCGUCUGGGAGGCCCUGGUCUUAUACCAGUGUCAUUUAUAGAAAUUAGAGAUCAUGCGACCGGUAAAGCAGUUGAGAAUGUACAAGAAUUAAUGGAUAAAUCAAUAGUUCCAAAAGUUGAGGAAUGGAAAAAAAUGACAAAAGACUAUCAGGCAAAUAGUAUUUCAUUAGGUCGUUUGGACUUUCCUAAACUUGCUCCAUACAAUAUGGAUAACAGUAACAGUGAUGAUGAUAACAAUAGAAAAUCUGAUUCUUCUUCAACUUUGCCAACUAGUCCUAUACGACAACGAGAAGAUACACCAUCAGUUUAUAGUAAUAGAAAAGAUAAUUAUGCUAAUGACGAAAUGGUUUCAGCUUCCAUCGAAUCAUUUCAUUUCGAUAAUGGAAAAUACUGGUUUUUAAUUCGUGUUGAGUUAAGUUCAAGGCGUUUUCGAAUUCUUUAUCGAAUCUAUGAAGAUUUUUAUGACUUUCAAAUUGCACUUUUAAAUAAAUAUCCCGAAGAAGCAGGACGUACAGGUAAAAAACGCAUAUUACCAUUUAUGCCUGGACCAUUAACAUAUGUAGAUGAUAGGAUUACACAACAGAGAAGAAAUGAUUUAGAUAUUUAUGUCAAAGAAUUGAUAACUUUACCACCAAAAAUUUUAAAAGACCCUUUGCUAGAUCAACUUUUUGGCAUAAAAAAGGGUGAUAUUGAAACAAGAAAUGAUCCUAGACAACCUGAUGCCGCUGUUGAUGUAAAGGGAGGUCCGCUUACAGAUGCAGAUAACUCACCAAUUGACCCAAUAGUACCAAUAUCUUCUUCAUCUUAUACGCACAACAACAGUGACUCUCAAACAUCAUUACCUCUCACUGCUAUAAAUUAUAAAUCAUUACAAUCACCUUCCAAACAUCACCAUAACAGCAACAGUAGUAGUCCUUCAGUUAGUGGCGGUGGUGGAGGUGGUCAACCUUUUAUCAAAUCAUCUCGUGUACAUGAUGAUAAUACAACCAAUUCAGCAUAUUCAAAUAUCAAUUUCGGUAUUAAUAAUACUAAUUCAUUAUCAUCAUCAACUUUAAUGAAAAUAAAAAUAUUAUAUAAAGAUGAUCUUAUUGCUAUCAGAGUACCGUCAAACAUCACCUAUGUUCAAUUAAGGGAAAAGUUAAAUGAAAGACUUGGUGAACACGUUAUGACUUUAACAUAUAAAGAUGAUAAUACUGGACAUGUUCAAAAACUUGAUGGUGAUGACGAUUUAAAUCAUGCAAUAGUAACUUGUCCAAAAUUAAUGAUUUUUGUUGAAUAG